Messenger RNA from Dendroctonus ponderosae (mountain pine beetle), 1926 nucleotides. Its product is annotated as protein sine oculis. Gene Ontology annotation, molecular function: DNA-binding transcription factor activity, RNA polymerase II-specific; RNA polymerase II cis-regulatory region sequence-specific DNA binding. Bases 455 to 1300 code for a protein of 281 amino acids. The record is from RefSeq and is a predicted model, not a curated record. Gene Ontology annotation, cellular component: transcription regulator complex; nucleus. Gene Ontology annotation, biological process: regulation of transcription by RNA polymerase II. Lineage: Eukaryota; Metazoa; Arthropoda; Insecta; Coleoptera; Curculionidae. The transcript is spliced from 6 exons.
CUAUUGCUAAGUGGUGGUUAGGAAACACUGUGUACGCUUCGCUCCGACCAAAUUUCGACAAAUUUCUGGAAUUUUUCCAUUUUUAUACGCCAAACUUCCGAUUUAGUGAUAGUAGAUUUUUUUCUACCGUUUUGUGAUUUUCUCCUGACUGGUGGUGCGGUUUUAGCCAGAAAAACGCUAAUUUUCAGAUUGAAAAAUUUCUGACGUUUGCUGUCAUCAUGAUGUGCGCAAAUUAUUUGUAACAUUAAAAGUGGAUUUGGGGUAACUGGAGGCGCCUUUCGGGUUUAAACACCCUUUGCAACCAACCAUUGGGAUGAUGAACUACUGGAAGGCGGAAUCUAUCAGAAGAACACUGUUUUCCUACAUUCUGGACCUUAGCCUGGACCUGCUGGAGAUGUGCGUCCAAUCGAAAGCAAUGACCGAGGGUUGAAAGAUUCUGCCGCCCCCGAGUGCGAUGUUGUCGGCUGGCAUGGGUUACGGUGCCGCCCCCGGCUCGGUGUCGGGCACCACGCCCUCUUUUUCUCCGCCGCCAACGCGCCACAGCCCCCUACCGAGUUUUGGCUUUACGCAGGAGCAAGUGGCUUGCGUGUGUGAGGUUCUACAGCAGGCAGGCAACGUAGAACGACUGGGUAGAUUCCUAUGGUCAUUACCUGCAUGUGAUAAACUACACAAUAACGAAUCCGUACUGAAGGCCAAAGCCAUUGUAGCGUUCCAUAGAGGAAACUUCAAAGAACUGUACAAAAUACUAGAAGGACAUCAGUUUAGUCCACACAAUCAUGCCAAACUCCAAGCCUUAUGGCUCAAAGCGCAUUACAUUGAAGCUGAAAGGCUUAGAGGGAGGCCGUUAGGUGCGGUAGGAAAAUACAGAGUGCGACGAAAAUUCCCCUUGCCACGGACAAUUUGGGACGGCGAAGAGACUAGUUAUUGUUUUAAGGAAAAAUCCAGAAGCGUAUUGCGAGACUGGUACUCACACAAUCCAUAUCCCAGCCCUAGGGAGAAACGGGAACUAGCAGAAGCUACCGGACUGACUACCACACAAGUAUCCAAUUGGUUCAAGAAUCGAAGACAACGAGAUCGGGCUGCUGAACAUAAAGACAGUAACCAACCGAUGUCGGACAAACCUCACAUGGACACAAGUGGCUCAGAAAGCGAAUCAGAAGGACACAAAAUGACGCCCUACAAUCCUUCCUUGAUGGUUCCUCCGCAACAGAACUCCUACUCAACACUCAGUGCGAGCGGAAUGGGACAAUCUCUUUACCAAACUCCAAGUGGAAUUCUACAUGACUAUCAAACAUUGUGACAGUGGCUAACAGUUCCUACAGACACCAUUCACAACAGUAAUAGUUGUAACAUUUAGAUUCUGGUCCAGAGUGGAGUGGCGGAAGCUCAAAUAGACAUUCACAUGUGCAAAUAAAAUACCACCCGAAGAAGAAUUAAUCAAUUUUACGAGUGGACAACAGAGCAAAUAAUUUUUUUAAUUAAUCGAAUUGGGAAUGAACAUUAUUUGAAGUUCUGCUAUUCCUGAUGUGAUCAUCGUUAUUAACUCUUGUAGGUACUUAAAUACAAUCCGCAGAACCAAGUAAACUGAUCACUGAUUCUUUGCACCCACCACUCUCAGUAGUUAGCUGUUAGAAUCAUCUAGCUUUCCUUAUUGUUACAAUACGAACAACCACGGUUCUUUUUUCAUUAUACUUAAUUUGAAACUCCCCAAACUUGUUCGAUCGGUUACAAAAUCUGCAUUACUUUCUAAGUUGUUAUAUUAGAAAUUACAAAAUUCUGAAAGAUAUUCCCUCAUCAUUUUUAGCCGUUAUAUUUAAAAUAUACUUCGGCACCAUUAUUAUUUUUACCUGUUGAUUGAAUUUUUGUUAUUGAAAAAAAAUGUUUUAUAUAAUUAUAUGCUGUAAAUAAAAUGUGAUUUUUAAGUAA